Aphanomyces invadans is the source of this 825-nucleotide messenger RNA. RefSeq lists its product as hypothetical. The transcript is spliced from 3 exons. Lineage: Eukaryota; Oomycota; Saprolegniomycetes; Saprolegniales; Verrucalvaceae. Bases 62 to 778 code for a protein of 238 amino acids. The record is from RefSeq and is a predicted model, not a curated record.
UGGCAAUUUGGCCCGGGUUCGAGCCCUGGAAGUCGCGGUUUUACACGAACGACUGGCCGCCAUGGCAGACACGAUCGUGGUCGCGAUCGACGACGUUCGCGUGUGCGAAGAAAGGAUAUGCAUUGGCGUCCGGGACAAACAGCUUGACUUGACACUUGUCCUUGACGAAGAUGAACUCGCGCCGCUGUUUGCCGGAGCCGCGUGGGCUGGCACGUUGGUGUGGGAUGCUGCUGUCGUUCUGGCGAACCACGUCCUCAACGACGUGCAAGUGGACUCAUUGCGAGUUCUCGAGCUUGGCGCGGGCAUCGGUGUCCCAGGAAUGGUUGCCAGCAUCCUUGGCGCCAAGCACGUCGUGCUCACGGAACAGCCGGAACUCGUCCCAUUGCUCCGGACCAACAUUCGCCGAAACUUCCCCAACGGCGGCGUGACCGCAUCCGCCUUGAGCUGGGGCGUCGAUGCCGCCAAUGCGUUUUGCGACGAGCAUGGCGCAUUUGACAUUGUGCUAAGUUGCGAUUGCAUUUAUCAGCCACUGUACGGGGAGUCGUGGCGAGCUCUGGCGCUGACGAUGGAUGUACUGUGCAAGCGGAACCCGGCGUGCAUCGUCCUGGUCGCAGUCGAACGCCGCCACGAAGACGGCAUCGAUGCGUUCCUCGAGUAUUUGCCAGUCGCGACGGCGCUGCAAGCGACGCAUUACCGCACGGUUCCCAAGGCGACGAAAUCUCUUGGCGACGAAGGUGUCGGUCUCGAACUGUAUCGGAUAACGUUGACGCAUGAAUAGAUUUGUUGAGUUCAGGCGGGUGUCUUGAUACAUCUUUUCAACUGUGC